Messenger RNA from Rotaria sp. Silwood2, 1482 nucleotides. The record is from the annotation of a GenBank genome assembly. NCBI's taxonomy places the organism in Eukaryota, Metazoa, Rotifera, Eurotatoria, Philodinida, Philodinidae.
AUGGAAGGUGAACAACCGUACAAAAUUCAAAAUGAUUAUCAUCAACGAGCUGCUGGUUUUCUUCGUCAAGCACUUGAAUUUGACGAACAAUCAAAUAAUAAUGAAAUGGCUAUUCUAUUAUACAAACAAGGCAUACGUGAAUUAGAAAAAGCAGUAAAUUUAAAUGUUGAUUCUAAAGAUACUCGUGCCGUGGAACUGCAUGCAAAAAUGCGCAAAAAUUUAGCUAUGGCUCGUGAACGAGUGCAUAUUUUACAGAAUUCAAUUCGUAAAGAGAAUGCAGUACCACCAAAAGCUCAGGCUAUUCCAACAAAAGCUCAGGCUAUUCCAACAAAAGCUCAUCCUAUUCCAACGAAAGCUCUACGUCCUACGCCUCCUCGUAAGAUCGCUUCACCACCUCCAUGUGCUUUACCUAAAUUUUGCUAUCGUGCUUUGUUACCUGCUAUUACUUCUUCUUCAUCAUCAAACCGUGUAGCACUUAAGCCAAAACAGGCACCAACACAUGCAGCUGGAAAAAAAGAACUACCAUCAAAAUUAGAUGAUAAUGCAGCAGCUGCUCAAAACAAACCAUCUUUACUCAAAUUACCUAAUGUUGAAAAACAACUUAUUUCAUAUAUUCUUGAUGAAGUCAUAGAAAAUAAACCUAAUGUUAAAUUCACUGAUGUUGACGGUCAAGAAAAAGCCAAACGAGCACUUGAAGAAGCCGUUAUUUUACCUGUUCUUCGACCCGAAAUGUUUACUGGUCUACGGGCACCUGUACGAGGUAUUCUAUUAUUUGGACCCCCUGGCAACGGCAAGACAAUGCUAGCAAAAGCUGUAGCUUCUGAAGCAAAAGCUCGUUUUUUCAAUAUAAGUGCAUCUAGUUUAACAUCCAAAUAUGUUGGUGAAGGUGAAAAACUUGUUCGAGCUUUAUUUGCUGCUGCUCGUGAAUUACAACCAUCAAUUAUAUUUAUUGACGAAGUUGAUUCAUUACUUACUCAACGUAAAGAAUCUGAACAUGAUGCAAUGCGUCGAUUGAAAACUGAAUUUCUUGUUCAAUUUGAUGGUGUUCAAACAAACAGUGAUGAUCGUAUUCUUGUUCUUGCUGCAACAAAUUGUCCAUUUGAAUUAGAUGAUGCUGCAUUAAGACGUUUUCCUUGUCGCAUUUAUAUUCAUUUGCCAGAUUCAAGAACACGUAGACAUCUUUUAAAACAUUUACUUACUAAACAAGAACAUAGUUUAACUUCCAGUGAUUUCGAAUGGAUUGCUAAUGAAACACAUAACUACUCCGGUAGUGAUUUAACUGCAUUAGCCAAAGAUGCUGCAAUGGGACCAGUGCGGGAAUUACGUGUUGAUGAAUUAAAACAAUUAUCUAUUAGCCGUAUUCGACCAAUAUCGCGAGAAGAUUUCGUUCAAGCAUUAAGAAAAAUUCGACCAAGUGUAUCACCAUCAACACUUGAAAAAUAUAUCACAUGGAAUCGUACAUUUGGUGAUUGUAGUGCAUAA